AUGAAGGAGUCUAACCCGUAUGAGAAUGCAUCGGGUGCUGGUACCAAUAGCUCAACAACCCCAAUGACAAAUAACAAUCCAAAUAAUGACUCCAUAAAUACUCCUUAUAGCAACGCCCAUGGCAAGAGACAACAUUCACAACAAUCAUUUUCACAACAAACUCCUUAUAUCAACCAAUUGGAAUAUUUCACAAAUAAUCAAUUCUCAAGAUCAUUCAAUAGUUUAAUCUUGGAUGAUAUUGCUGACUCACACUCCCAUUCUCAAUCGAACAACAAUAACAACAACAAUAGCAGUAGUUCAUCAUCCAUUAGUAGAAAGACUAUAAAUAAAUCACCACCUUUUAACGUGAAACAAGAUUUGGUUAAUGAUAGUAUUGAUACGUUUUUGGAUAGUACUAAUAGGAUUGUUGAAGAUGAAGGUAACGCCUCCACUGAGGAUGAUGAUGAUGGUGAUUUCGAUGAUGAAGACAUUGAAGAUCCAGACGCUGUUCAAUAUACACCUACAUUGAAUAUUCUCAAACUGCAAAAGUUUGAUAGUUUUAUCCAUAAGAAUAACAACAACAAUCAUCUACGAAAAGCAUCAGAAGAAGAUUACACGUCAUCGUCGAAUACUACCAUUAAGAUAUCUAACAAUUCCCAAAGUUCGAUUAAAAGGUCAAAUAAAUUUUUGAACUUGUCAAUUGAUUCAAAAUUGAAAACUUUAGAUGGUGACAAGAUUCCGGAUGAAAUCGAUGAUAUCAGCUUACAUGAAAUUGAUGCCAAAGUUAAUCCAAGUGAUUUUUCUUCUCCAUUAUCCACUAGAAAAGUAGAUUUGUAUUCUUCAAGUAAUUUUAGUAUUGCCACUGGAGGGACAAACAAUACCAACAACCAAUUUAAACGUCCUCAUAAACUUGUUAGUCAAUCACCAUCACCAUCCUCCAAAACAAAACUAAGGAUAACUAAUACAACAGCCACAGCAUCAUCGUCAUCAUUGGCAGCAUCACCACAAUCUAAUUUAUAUUCACCAUCGAAAUUGGGAUUAAAAGGAUUUAAAAUGUUUAAAAAUGCUAAUAAAGAUGCAAUAAUAUCUCCAAAUAGAAUGACACCUGAAAAGCCCACAUUUUCAAGUAAGAUUUUUGGUAAAUCAAGCACAAAAAUAAGGCGAACUUAUACCCCUACACAUACAUCAACACCAAUAGUUCCAACCAAUCUACCGUCUUCAACAAGCACCACUAUCAGUAAUACCACCGCAAAUCCAACCAACAACGCGUCUUCAAUACUUAAUACUGCUCCCUCAACAAUUCCUCAGUUUGAUAAUGAUUCUGAUUUGGAUAGCCCGUCUAAGAAUAGGAAACUGUCAACAUUUUCGGGAUCUUCAAUUAUAAUAUAUCAAGACCAUGGGAAUAUGACCCAUCACGACCAUCCAAUAAAAUCCCAUCAUGUAAGAAAUUCAAGUAAUCCAAUACCAUAUCCACCAACUGAACCAACACUAAAUACAAAGAUUCUGAAUAACUCAUUGAAUGGUGGAAAUAAUAACAAUGCCAACAAGGGAGCCGGUUAUGACGACAAGGAGAACAAAACGUCUUACCAAUUUGUGAAACCUUUACAAACAGCAUUUAAUUCAUCUGGUUUAAUUAAAAAGAAUAGUAUAAGUUGUCAUCCAUCAGAAUCUAGAAAAUUACCACCAGAAACACCAAUUAAAAGAAAUCCAUUGAUGAUGCUAAAUAGGAAUGUUCCAUACCAUGGAUAUCUUGAAGAUCUGCAUGGCAAAGAAGAACAUCUGAUUUUGCAUAAUCUCCAUCAACAACAUGCCUUGGGUAAUACUGCCCUUCAUCAUGAAAGUGAUAUUUCUAUUGAAGUGGGAAGAAACAGUUCUUAUGAUGCCAAUGUCAGUGGGCACUCAACAUUGAAUAAUAGUUAUUUUAAAGUUAAUAAUACAACUAAUCCAUUAUCAUGUGAAAAGCCAUCAACAACAAUUGAUGUGAGCCAAACCCACCCAUUAGGAAAUCAUCAACUUGAUUUGGAUCUUGAUUUUCAUUCAGAUAUUGAACUUGAUGAUAAUAUUAUUCCCGAAACUCCCACCAAAAAGCCAAUCAUGGCCCUCCAUCAACAAUUGCAACAACAACAACAGCAGCAGCAACAACAACAAUCAGUGAUAGCGCCAAAGAGUCCGACAUUUUUACGUAGUAACAGAAGAAGAAAGAUUAAUAAUUUAACUUUAAGUAUAGACCAUGCUACUAAGAAAGAUAUUGAAAGUGUUAGAGAAGGACCUUCAACUCCUAUUAAUAUGGGAUAUUGUGGGACUGGAUUGGAUGGAGUUAUUAAUGGUAGUAAUGAUGAUUUGAUUAUUGCUCAACUGAUUAGUGCUUCAAAUUUAGGCAAUGAAAUGGAGCUUGGAUCACAUUCAUUAUCUAGUAAUUAUGCAAAUAAAAUUGAUGAACAUUUAGGUGAGAAAUUUGGAACCAAAAAUAUUAAAUAUAUUGGAAUGGGAGAAUUUUCAAUUGCAUAUGAAUGUGUGUUUAAUAAUGAGAAAUUUGCCAUCAAAAGAUCUAAGAAACCUGUUAUUGGGAAAUUAGAAGUCCAAACUAUCAAAAGAGAAAUUGAAGCUUUAAGAUGUUUGACAUCAAUUAAGGAUAAUGAUGAAGUCAAUAUGAAGGAACAAGAAGAAGGUAAAGAGUAUUUAGUUUAUUUUAUUGAAGCAUGGGAGUUUAACAAUUACUAUUAUAUAAUGACUGAAUUUUGUGAAGGAGGUACAUUAUUUGAAUUUUUGGAAGAGAAUAAACAUUACAAAUUGGAUGAAUUUAGAAUUUGGAAAAUUUUAAUAGAAUUGCUUAAUGGGUUGAAAUUUAUUCAUCUGAAAAAUUAUCUUCAUUUAGAUUUGAAACCAGCCAAUAUUUUCAUUACUUUUGAAGGAAGUUUAAAAAUUGGGGAUUUUGGACUAGCUACUAAAUUACCUAUAUUAGAGAAAGAUUUUGAUUUAGAAGGGGAUCGAAACUAUAUUGCUCCUGAAUUGAUCAAUGACAAGAUCUAUACGCCAUUUGCUGAUAUUUUCAGUUUAGGGUUGAUUAUAUUAGAAAUUGCAGCCAACAUCAUAUUACCAGAUAAUGGGACACCAUGGAGAAAAUUAAGAAGUGGAGAUUUAAGUGAUGCUGGACAAUUAUCAAGUGAUAAUAUCUCAAUGUUUUUGCAACACAAUCCUUCAACUAACAAUGGUACAUGUACCAGUACUAGUGGAGGAAGUAAUGAAGGAGCUGAUAGUGGUAGUAGUAGAGGAAGAUCAUCAAGUUCUACGAAUUUUAGUUGUAAUAGCAAUAGUUUACUGGGACAAUCGAUAUCAUUAAAUCCACCGGUUAAAUCAUUCAAAACAGUUGCAACCACUACUACAACAAAUACCUCACCUGUGAUUGUUUGUGAUGGGCUCAAUAAACAACAACAGGGAAAUCUUGAAGACUUGAUACCUAAUUGGGCUCCUGACUUCUUGGUCAAUGGCAAUCUGAUGAUUUUGGAUAAAUUAGUAAAUAAAAUGUUGAGACCUAAUCCAUUUGAUAGACCAAGUGCUGGAAAUAUUUUAGAAAUGGAAGAAUGUAUAAUUAUUGAAAGUAGAAGAAAAUGUGGUGCAACAAUCUUUGAAGGAGAAUUUGGUAGUCCACCUGAUGAAUUAUAA
Candida tropicalis MYA-3404 is the source of this 3642-nucleotide messenger RNA. It is a transcript of the gene SWE1, whose product is annotated as tyrosine protein kinase. Lineage: Eukaryota; Fungi; Ascomycota; Pichiomycetes; Serinales; Debaryomycetaceae. Gene Ontology annotation, molecular function: ATP binding; protein kinase activity. The coding region runs from base 1 to 3642 and encodes 1213 amino acids. The record is from RefSeq and is a predicted model, not a curated record. Gene Ontology annotation, biological process: protein phosphorylation. The transcript has a single exon.